UUACGAUCUCGUAGCCGGAAUUCAAAACACUUUUCUUAAAGACAGAAUUAACUCGUCUGCGAUGUUAGUGUUUGCAUUUUGCCUGUUAUCAUGUGUUUAUGGAUUACAGAAUGGACAAAACACCAUACCGGCAGUUUUGAAUUCCGUCGGCGUUGGUUAUAAUAUUUUACGCGGGAAUCCCGACGGUACAGACUGGCGAAAUGGUGGAGAAGACCCAGGACUCCUGGUCACCAGACGAAUAUUAAAAUUAGAGUCCGAACCAGGAUCUGUUCCAAACCAGCUAGUAUAUGUACGUCACGAUUCCUGCCAGUCGUCUGCAACUGAUAGACUUAUUUACAGCCCAAAGACGUACCAGGACCAUCUCGGACACAGAGUCUCUUUCGCCGGGACUUUAUUUCCAGACUUACAAGCUUCGGCCUUUACACUGAGUACAGGUUACCUCUCGGUGAAGAAAGAGACGGACACAUUACACUACGUGUUACAGGAUCGCACGAGCACAUGUAUUAACGGCACGGCACGUUACACGUUGAAUCUUGUCUCUGCUAACUUUUACCACCUUACAGAUGAGUUUAUGUCUGACGUCUGCUCCUUGCCGGAAGUGUUUGAUACAGACAGUUACAUGCACUUCCUCGACCGAUGGGGAACGCACGUGGUGACAGGAAUGAAAAUUGGUUCACGGCAGACGACAAUGACCAUUGGAACACGUCGAGAUUACAUAGAAACCGUCCGCAAAAAGUCGGAAGCUGACGUUACCAUUGGCGGACCAUUGUACAACAGGGACUCUUCGUGGGUGGUCGAUCUCCAGACGUUUAAGCUACGCCCAUCAUUCCCAGUUAUUGUCGGAAACUCCACCUACAAACUGGAAACCGGAAGUAAAGAUUCUCCAGAACCAGUAGGUCUCAACCUGACAUCUAUAGAUAUGACUUUGACAAACGAUUUUUGGAAUGACGAGCAAUACUCAAUUGGGCUGUGCCCGAACAAUAUUACUCGUACCAUAGCGAUACGGAGACAGAAUCUUAUCAAAGCUCUCCAGCAAUAUGCAUCACAGAAAGGAGCCAACAUACCACCAGAUUCAAAGCUUGCUAUGCCUAUUGUGUGGCCUAGCGGAAUGGCGGGACUACCUAAACCCAAAGACGGUUGUCCGGAACCUACAGCAAAGUGGGUAGAAGGCUGGCUGAGACACGAUACGGAAACGCAGAGUCCUAGCAACUCUUGGAACGCAACCCAUCUUGACGCAACACUGACAGUAAGCAGACAUCUUUUGAGGUUUUGUAUAAAACCUUACACAGUUGAUGAAUUUUCAACCAAUUGGCCAGCUGGUGACUAUUGUAUAUUCAUGUACAAGCAUUGCCCACUUGGUUUCUCAGAGGGUUUUGUGCAAUGGGACGACGAAGACACAAACAACGAAAACGCUCACGGUGGUUAUCUUCCUGAUGGGUCGUAUGGGAGUGAUAUACGAAUGAAAUACUGUUGCAGGUCUGAUGGCGAAGCAUUGCACGAAGUCGUUUUACCAACGGAGAAACCUUUCUACUUGUUUCAGUACAAAAAUGGAUGCCAGGCUGUACGCGGAAUGACAACUAGUGAAGAAUACAUCCUUUGGGAUGAUGAAGAUUCCAAGACCAGAACAUCGGCAGCAAUCGGAGCUGUACACCCUGGAAUGAACUUCUGCAAUGACAGCCCUUGUGGUUUUACAGGCUCAUAUAUUUACUAUUGCUACUACAAGAGAAAUAAUCAAGUACCCAAUAUUAUUGGAUAAAUCUGUGGAUACUUUGACACCUGAUAAAAUAUGCAAAGUUUUUUUCAUUACAUGCAUUUCCAACUGAUAAAAUGAACAUCUGGACUUCUCUUUGUAUCCGCUUAUAAAAUGACAAAAUAAAGCACUAGUGUCAUACAGUUAUGUUUCAUAUAAUGUAUGUCAAUUACAAAUACAAAACACAAAGUG
Mercenaria mercenaria is the source of this 1942-nucleotide messenger RNA. RefSeq lists its product as uncharacterized. Lineage: Eukaryota; Metazoa; Mollusca; Bivalvia; Venerida; Veneridae. Gene Ontology annotation, cellular component: membrane. The record is from RefSeq and is a predicted model, not a curated record. Bases 62 to 1756 code for a protein of 564 amino acids. Gene Ontology annotation, molecular function: wide pore channel activity. The transcript is spliced from 10 exons.